This is a messenger RNA of Falco peregrinus (peregrine falcon), 377 nucleotides long. RefSeq names its product E3 ubiquitin-protein ligase RBBP6-like. Gene Ontology annotation, biological process: protein ubiquitination; mRNA processing; ubiquitin-dependent protein catabolic process. The transcript has 3 exons. Bases 54 to 377 code for a protein of 107 amino acids. Lineage: Eukaryota; Metazoa; Chordata; Aves; Falconiformes; Falconidae. The record is from RefSeq and is a predicted model, not a curated record. Gene Ontology annotation, cellular component: nucleus. Gene Ontology annotation, molecular function: zinc ion binding; ubiquitin protein ligase activity.
GCCAGCUGCUGCGUGAGGUGCCAUCGCGGAGCGGGCACCGCCUGGCCCCGGCCAUGUCGUGUGUCCACUACAAGUUCUCCUCCAGGCUGAACUCCGAUGUGGUCACCUUUCACGGCCCCCACAUCUCCCUGCGCGACCUCAGGCGCCAGAUCAUGGGCCGCGAGAGGCUGAAGGCGACCCACUGCGACCUGCAGGUCACCAACGCCCAGACCAUGGAAGAAUACACAGAUGACAAUGCCCUGAUUCCAAGGCACUCAUCGGUAACUGUUAGGAGAGUCCCUGUUAGAGGAGUUAAAGCUACCGGCAAGACAGACCUUGGAAGUCGAACUGGGCCAGCGAGUAGAACAUCAAAAGAGGUAUGUAAAAACACAAGCUGA